Fusarium mangiferae is the source of this 1110-nucleotide messenger RNA. RefSeq lists its product as uncharacterized. Gene Ontology annotation, molecular function: protein binding. Lineage: Eukaryota; Fungi; Ascomycota; Sordariomycetes; Hypocreales; Nectriaceae. The record is from RefSeq and is a predicted model, not a curated record. The coding region runs from base 1 to 1110 and encodes 369 amino acids. The transcript has 4 exons.
AUGGGGGAACCUAUGGACUACAGACAAGAGAGCAACCCACCACCGCUUUUUAGCACAAACCAGAGGAUGCACGAGUAUUUGAAAGAUCUUCCCGAAAUGCUCAAGACCGGGAAAUAUUCUGACUUGACCAUCGUCUGCGGCAACAACCGGUAUCGAGUUCACAGGAACAUCAUUUGCACUCGAUCUAAAUUCUUUGACGUCUCGUGCGAUAGUGGAUUUAAGGAAUCAAAUGGGGAGAUAAUGCUCCCGGACGAUGAUCCCGCCGCGGUACAAAAGAUGAUUGGAUAUAUAUACAACAUCGAAUACACCCCCGAAACAACACAAAUGCAGGAACACGAUGACGAUGUUGAGGCAGAGCUUUCAGAUACAGACUACGAUGCUAGCGAACGUUAUCGUAUGAAGCUUUUCGGGGCAGAAUUCGUCGAACGAAAGAGAAUUAAACAGCUCAAAGAGCGUAAAUGGGCAAGCUGGAAGAUCGAAGAACCUAUAUCGUCAUCGCAGCUAAACCUGCAUGCAAAGGUUUACGCGCUGGGGGAGAAGUACAGAAUAGAAGGCCUGAAGAAGGAGUCCAAGAGGAAAUUUGAGAGUGAAAUCCAAAGCGGCAACGUUGGGGUCGAUGACUUUGCGGAGGCGGUGGAGGAGGUGUAUACUUCGACAGUCAGCGAAGAUAGGGGCUUGAGGGAUGUGGUUGUCAAGAUGAUUGAGCAGGAUAUCUUGCUGUUGGAUCAUGUGGUGGUGCGGGAGGUCAUGCGGGCUACUGACUUCGCGUUGGACGUUUUGUUGUACAUGUCACAGGGAAUGAGGAGUCAGGAAAGGUUUAAAUAUUCAAAGCAGACUUCCUCCACUCUCACUCUUCGAAUCAUCCUGCACGUAGCCCAUUACCAAAUCAUAGGCCAAGCCCUCUUCCUUCAAGAACCUCUUCAAAUCCUCCCUCUCGAAAAGAGUCGUCUUCGGCUUCAGCAUUCUAACAAUUGCAUCACGCAUCGGACGAUCGCCUUUGGUAGUGCAGCCGUAUGCUUCCUACAACACUUGGAUGAAGUCCUCAAAGUAAUUGACGCAGUUAUUCCUGAACUCAUCUUCACCCUCGGUUUUGAAUAUAUGACCAGCUAG